AUGGUGACUGCUGCCGAUGGGGACGCCGUGGCCACGGGGACACUCAGCCCGGACCGCUCCGAUCUUCCCCGCACCAGCGACGUCCAGCCCGCCUUCUCCUCACCCCGUGUGCUCACUGGAACUGCACGUUCCAUUUCCUCCAAUGGCUUCUCCUUUGCGUUCACAGCUCAGCUGACCGCUGGCGUCCAAGCUAAGAAUGAGAACUCGUGCGCGGAUGUCAACGGUAAAGGGAAUUUCAACCGAAUUAACGAGGAGUCUUUGGGGUCCCGGGGCCGCGAGCCGCACGCGCCGCCGAGGGAACGCCGCUCCCGGCGCUGCCCGCAAACACCCGGCGAGCUCGGGCCGUUCGGCAGGAAGCUGCUCAGCGCGCAGCCGCCGCGGCGUCCACCCGCCAACCGGCGGAGGGGAGCCGGGCCGCCCUCGACGCGCCCACCGGGGCCCGGCGGCCGAGCGCGGAAGCCAGCGUCGGGGACGCGGCGCUGCGGCCGAGGCGGUGAGCCGUCCCGGGCCCCCGCCCGCCCCUCGCCCGGGCUGCAGCCCUCACAGCGGCCCCGCCGAGGCGCCGGGCCUCCCCCCUCCCGCUCCCGCGGCGGCCGGAAUGGAACGGUCCGGCGGGGGGGAUUGUGGGAGGCGCACGCGCGAGGGGCGGAGGGCAUGUGGGGGGGCGGCGGCGGCGGCGGCGGCGGCGGCGGCGGCCGUGGCGGCGGGGCCGAGGCGGGGCGGGGGGCCGUGCGAGCGGGCGCCCCCGAGCGAGCGCCGAAGGGCCGGCGGGCGCGCCAGGCGGCCGAAGGCGGGGGUCGGGGGGAGAGCGAGCGGCGAGCCCGGAGCCCGUCCGGCGCGUGCGGGCGGCUGCCGCCGCCGCCGCCGCCGCUCUGCCGCCGCCGCUCCCGCCGCCAUUUUGGGUUCGCUUUGCGGAGGGGCAGUCGAUCCCCGUUUGGGUUGCGGGACCGCCUCCCCUCGGUGGCCGCUGCCCAGCCGCACGCCUUGCCCUUCUCCUCGCUCGCGGUUCCGCCCGUCCGCGCCCCCGCGGGCCGCCUCCUGACAAGCGGCAGGGAGCCGCCGCCGACCCGGGGCCGCCGAGGAGCCUGCUUGGCGGCCGCCCCCCUUCCCCACUUCCCUGCACUCUCCUCUCGCUCGGCCUCGGCCUCUGACACGGUGAGCAGAGCCGCCCGCGGAGGCUUCGGGCCUAAGUGUUCCGCGCGCGAGGCGAGCCUGGGCGGCCCGGGCGCCCCUGUCACCUCCCGGUCCUGGACCUCCGGGAGAGCGGCGGCGGGGUGGGGGAGGGGAGCGAGGCGAGAGGAUCCUGAGCGGCCCGGGAAGUCCCUCCCGGCGGGGGGGGGGGAGGGGUGUCCCUGGCGGGCGGGCUCCGGGGCUGGGGGAGGGGCGGGAAAGUCGGCGGGCGGAGGCGGAGCCGCCCGGGCCCCUGACAGGUUAGUUGGCGCGCGGCGGGAGCAUCCCCCGGCCCCGGGGGCAGGGGCGGGGCGGGGGCGGGCGCCGGGGGUGCCGGGCCCGGCGCGCGCUGUCCGGCCCGGGGUGCGAGUUGAGCGGGUGUCCUGGGGAGUUUGGACGGGGACGGCGAGUGUGGCCGUGAGCAGUCGGUGUGCGGGUGUGUGCACGCGGGGCCGGAAAGUGUUCCGGGAGAGUUGGCUCGGGUCCGUGCAAGUGUGCGGGAGUUCCCCGCGCGCCUCGCCGCGUCCCGGAGCCGGCCGCCCCGCCCCCCCCCCCCCCCCCCCCCCGCCGGCCGUGCCCGCGCCCUGCGCCGCCUGGGAGCGCCCGCUGCUGCCGGCGCGGAGGAGCCAUGGCGGUAGCGCCCUCGGCGCCGCGUCUGUGUGUGCGGUGGGGACGGGGCGCUCGUCCCGGCCGGUCGUGCUCCUGGGAGCCGUCCUCGGGCGGCGGCCGGUCGUGCCAGCGCGAGUCCCGACGGGCUGUGAGCCGACGGCCCCCGCCGGGCUGGGAGGCUGGGGCGGCCUUCCUGCCGGAGGCUGCUCGGAACGGCGCCUGCUGCGGGGUGGUCCUGCGCCCGUGCGCACGCGGUGCGGUGCCCGACUUCCCCCGUCACGGAGCGGGGAGUGGAGGCAGGACGACAUCCUUUCCCCAAGGUCACGCCGAGUGGGUGACCACACUGACGUUGUGCCCCAGUGCGGUGCCUGCUUGUCCAGCGGUGCGUUCGCCGCACGCCCGGGCCCGGCAGGGUCUUCCCGCACCGUCCGGCUUCCUGGGGAGCCGGGGGCCGCGGGCGCCUGGCCGGCGCGGCUGCCGGGGCUGAGCUGUGUCGCACGCGUGCACGACCCUGGGCCGGCCCUGCAGGGUGGCCUGUAG
Molecule: messenger RNA, 2319 nt
Organism: Enhydra lutris kenyoni (northern sea otter)
Lineage: Eukaryota; Metazoa; Chordata; Mammalia; Carnivora; Mustelidae
Product: collagen alpha-1(I) chain-like
Exons: 6
Coding region: 1-2319 (772 amino acids)
Source: RefSeq, a predicted model, not a curated record